Molecule: messenger RNA, 2984 nt
Organism: Pseudoliparis swirei
Lineage: Eukaryota; Metazoa; Chordata; Actinopteri; Perciformes; Liparidae
Gene: tusc2a
Product: tumor suppressor 2, mitochondrial calcium regulator a
Exons: 3
Coding region: 1989-2342 (117 amino acids)
Biological process (GO): regulation of mitochondrial membrane potential; inflammatory response
Cellular component (GO): mitochondrion
Source: RefSeq, a predicted model, not a curated record
GGUUAAACGUGCACGUCUUGGCUGGACAAUCUCCUGAAGAUGACCAGUCACCGCUGCAUCCGAAGAUCCCAGAUAAUACAACUCUAAACGCCUCUUGGGUGAACGAGAGAGUGAGACAGGGCGCAAGACGAUGAGAGAGAGAGAGCUAGCGCGAAUGUGCGUGUGAAAUGAUGCAAGAGAUGAGAAGUGCCGUACACCUGGAGAGUCUGAUGUGCCUGAGAGAUUGAGUUGAGAGAAACGACACUGGCAGAUGAGGCAGUGGUUUUAUCCAGUAAUGUACCUCAGCUGUGUCACUUUAACUUUGAAGAAAAUGUCAGGGAGUUAUUUGUUGCUGCAUUUUUUGGGUUUAAAAAUGUGAUUAAUAUACAUUUGUAGAUGCAGUGCUAAAGUUAAACCCCAUGUUGUAAUUGAGCUGAUAAUUACACAUCUGGAAGUAGAAUUGCUUUUUAUUUUUCCAGAUUACAAAUUUGGUAAAAUGUCCAAUCAUGACAUUAGUGCCAAAUUUGGAGGAACCUAAUCUGGUCUUUGAACAACCUAACCAUGAAAACCCAUAACUUCCACAUUGACAUUAUUUUAGCAUAUUAGAAAGUUAAAUACACAUUAUUGGCUGAAGAGUAUUUGGAUUUUCAUUUGACCGAGUCAAAAAUCUGCCGUGUCCUCUCGACACCCCUGAUGGGUGCAACUCUAUUUAUUAUUUUACGGUCAAAUUGUGAAUUUGACUGAUGUAUGGACAUUUGUAUGCAACUAUGAAUGUCAGAGAGUGCAGUGUCACUGGUUGACUGGAACCUUGGAUGAAUAUUGGUAUACAUGUGUUUCACUGAAAGCUGUUUGUCUUUCCUUCAUAUCUUUGUUUUUUUCUGUCCUUUUUUCAGAAAGUAUUUGUCUAUAGUUCUUCACUCCACUAUCAUUGUAUCCGGCUUUACACGUUUUACAUGUUGAAACUACAAUUCAAAAUGUGACAAAUAUGCACGUUAAGUAAAUAAUUCCCCAGUUCAAAUAAGUUUCUGUAUUUCUUGGAUAUCACAAAAGUUUAAAUAUGCCCUGUAGAUGUAAACAAAACCCGAACCCCAUAGAAUUGAAUGCAUGUGACCAUCAUUCAGAUGACCGUCUCACAGUAGAAAGCACAAUGACGUCCUCUCGCUGUCGGUCCCGCUUGUGUCCGAUCAGCUGAUCGCCAUCCUAAGGACCAAAACAAGCUAACGCUAGCUUUACGUAGCCGGGGAUAAAAGUUAUGAAAGCACAUGACGAUUUAAUUCUGUAUUAUAAGGUAAGAUAAUGGGUAGAAAAACCUAAACCGCGUUUGUCAGUAUAGGGCCCGAAUUAUUUCGUGUUUGUCUGGGAGGCGUCGCUGCUUCGGCUGGUUGACGCGGAGCUGCUGGAGCUAACCUGCGUCAGCGGCGGAAGUUAACCGGCUAACUCGCCUAAAUGUGCGUUAGCUUCAGCUAGCUUACGUGUUGUUAGCUACACUGGCCCAAUACUCAGCUUUUGCUUUAUGAGACAUGUUCUUUGCAUUAAGGAAAAACGGACGGUUGAUGUUAUACUCUAACAUGGCAAUGUAAAUAACGUUAAGAACCAGAUUAGCUCGCGUUCAAGGUUCGGUAGUCUUAUAGUGCGCUAACUUCAUGUGAAGCUAGCGUCAGGGAACGGUGACAAUGUAACGUUAGCUCCGACAUAGCCUCGUUGAGUGAAUCGAUUCAUACUUUAUCAAGUAUCAUAUUGAUAAUAGCUGUGCAUUAAGUAGUAGUGUACGAGCCAUUCAUCAAUAUAUUAUGUUCUCCGUGUCACACGUCACUUGCUCAAUUAUAAACAGUGUGUUACAACAGGCAGCUGAGUUAGUGACCACACGACUACCUGAAUACCAGGCAGUCAAGUCUGAUGUGUGUGUGUUUUUCUUCUCAGAUCCUGGCUUUGAUAAGGAAGUGAGAGCGUCUGGCCACCAACCAGAUUGAAAACAUUAAUUGGAGACUAACUAUGUAUUAUCUCUGAGAAUGGGAGGAAGUGGGUCCAAAGCCAAAGGUGUCUGGCCUUUCUCAGGCAAUGGCGUCGGAGGGGAUUCAGCCAGUGAUGGAAGCGAGCAGUCUGUGGCUCGCCUCAAAGGUUCCAGAAAUGCCACACCGUUUGUUUUUACCAGGAGGAGUUCUUUGUACUACGACGAGGACGGCGACCUGGCCCAUGAGUUCUACGAAGAGACGGUGGUGACAAAAAACGGAAGAAAAAAGUCCAAGUUGAAGAGGAUUCAGAAAAAUCUGAUCCCACAGGGAAUUGUGAAGCUUGACCACCCCUGUAUACAUGUAGAUUUCCCCGUGGUCCUCUGUGAGGUGGUAAAAGUUGUGCAGGACUGAUCUACUAUGAAGUGCAGCAACUGGUCCUCUUCCCAGAGCAACUUUUUGUCCCAGGGUCAAAGCAUCAAAGUCAAGACUGCAGCCGUGGUCCGGAGAGCAAAAGGAAGAUUCAAACUGUCGUAUAAAACUGAUAUACUGAAUGAAAUGUUAUACAUUUGAAUUCAACUUUGGUCAGAGGGUGCCCUGUUCAAAAAAAUCCAUAUUUUGAUAUUCACAGAAAUAGCGUUGGUCCAGGUUGUGUGUCCGCUACCCAGCUGAUAUGUAAGCAGUCUUUGAGAAUACAUCAAAUUAAGUUGUAUUUCUCCUUGAUGUGAAAAGGCGUUAACGGUUUAUGCCUUCUGUGACACGUAGAGUGAAACUGUGUCUGUCUUUGUGUGUACAUGUGUGCACUUAGGUUUGUUUGAUUGAGUGUGUUUGAGACCGGGACGUAAGAUUUAGUUACAGGGUAGAAUAUUGAAGGAUUGUGAAAUGUAUUAUAUAUAUAUAUAUAUAUGGUCAUGUUCUGUAUUGUCACGUCUGAGACUGUCUCAGUAACCGGAGCUCAGACCUGCACUAGUGAACAUAAUGUACUGUAAAUAAUAUAAGAUUUCUUAGUUGGAAAUACUUGAAUAAAUGGAUCUGGACUCAAUACCUUUUCUAUUA